Messenger RNA from Microcebus murinus (gray mouse lemur), 1069 nucleotides. RefSeq names its product clathrin light chain B (gene CLTB). The record is from RefSeq and is a predicted model, not a curated record. Lineage: Eukaryota; Metazoa; Chordata; Mammalia; Primates; Cheirogaleidae. Gene Ontology annotation, cellular component: clathrin coat of coated pit; clathrin coat of trans-Golgi network vesicle; synaptic vesicle membrane. Gene Ontology annotation, molecular function: structural molecule activity; clathrin heavy chain binding. Gene Ontology annotation, biological process: intracellular protein transport; clathrin-dependent endocytosis.
GCGCGCCCGCAGCGCCCGCAGUCACCGCCGAGGCCGCUCCCCGCGGCGGUCCGGGCGGAGCCGAGCGCCGGGCCGCGGCUCGGUAGGGACGCGGCGAAAAUGGCUGAUGACUUUGGCUUCUUCGCGUCGCCGGAGAGCGGGGCCCCGGCGGCGCUGGAGGAAGACCCGGCGGCCGCCUUUCUGGCCCAGCAGGAGAGCGAGAUCGCGGGCAUCGAGAACGACGAGGGCUUCGCGGCGCCCGCCCGCGGCCAGUCGGGACCCGGGAGCGCGGCUGGCUCUGAGGACUCGGGGACGGCAGUCAAUGGAGACGUGUUCCAGGAGGCCAACGGUCCGGCGGAUGGCUACGCGGCGAUUGCCCAGGCCGACAGGCUGACUCAGGAGCCGGAGAGCAUCCGCAAGUGGAGAGAGGAGCAGAAGAAACGGCUGCAAGAGCUGGACGCAGCCUCUAAGGUGACGGAGCAAGAGUGGCGAGAGAAGGCCAAGAGGGACCUGGAGGAGUGGAACCAGCGCCAGAGCGAGCAGGUGGAGAGGAACAAGAUCAACAACCGGAUCGCUGACAAAGCAUUCUACCAGCAGCCAGAUGCUGACAUCAUCGGCUACGUGGCAUCGGAGGAGGCUUUCGUGAAGGAAUCCAAGGAGGAGACUCCAGGCACAGAGUGGGAAAAGGUGGCUCAGCUGUGUGACUUCAACCCCAAGAGCAGCAAGCAGUGCAAAGACGUGUCCCGCCUACGCUCGGUGCUCAUGUCCCUGAAGCAGACGCCGCUGUCCCGUUAGGGGUGCCUGUCGUCAUGAGCAUGGCCACAAAGCUUGGGCCGGGCCUGGGCAGAGGGGCAACUGCUUCGGUCGGGGUGGGAAUUGUCUCCAGCAGCUGCGGCGCACAGCCUAUUCCGUUCCUCUCCAUCUCCCGGGGCUGGAAAAGGGGGACCCUCACCCCUCCAGCCCCGCACUCCCACCUGGCCCUGUGGCCCAGCCCCUCACGCCUCCUCUCAGUCCACUCGAGUGUGACUGUCCCUCCUGAUGUAUUUUUUUCUUGGCUUAAAGGAUGUGUUGUUAACUCUUUUUACACUUA